Messenger RNA from Acanthosepion pharaonis, 1410 nucleotides. NCBI's taxonomy places the organism in Eukaryota, Metazoa, Mollusca, Cephalopoda, Sepiida, Sepiidae. The record is from the annotation of a GenBank genome assembly.
AUGUUUCUUCUUCAACUCCAAAUGUUUUUUUUCUCUUCCUCCAACUCUUCUUCUUCUCUUUUCUUCUUUCUCUCUCUUGCCUCUAACUCCAAAUGUUUCUUCUUCCUCUUUCUUCUUUCUCUUUCCUCCAACUCCUUCUUUUCUCUUGCCUCCAACUCCAAAUGUUUCUUCUUCCUCUUUCUUCUCUCUCUUUUCCUCCAACUCUUUUCUUCUUCUCUUUCUUCUCUCUCUUUCCUCCAACUCCAAAUGUUUCUUCUUCCUCUUUCUUCUCUCUUUUCCUCCAACUCCAACUCUUCUUUUUCUUCUUCCAACUCCAAAUGUUUUCUUCUUCCUCUUUCUUCUCUCUCUUGCCUCCAACUCCAACUUUUUCUUCUUCCUCUUUCUUCUCUUUCUUUUCCUCCAACUCCAAAUGUUUCUUCUUCAUCUCUUUUCUUCUUUCUCUUGCCUCCAACUCCAAAUGUUUCUUCUCCUCAUUCUUCUCUUGCCUCCAACUCCAAAUUUCUUCUUCUUCCUCUUCUUUUUUGCCUCCAACUCCAAAUGUUUCUUCUUCCUCUUUCUUCUCUCUCUUUCCUCCAACUCCAAAUGUUUCUUCUUCCUCUUUCUUCUCUCUCUUUCCUCCAACUCCAAAUGUUUCUUCUUCCUCUUUCUUCUCUCUCUUUCCUCCAACUCCAAAUGUUUCCUUCCAACUCCAAAUGUUUCUUCUUUCUCUUGCUUCUCUUCCAAAUUUUCUUCUUCCUCUUUCUUGCCUUCCUCCAACUCCAAAUGUUUCUUCUUCAUUUUCUUUUUUCCACAACUCUUUUUCUUCUUUCUUGCUUCCAACUCCAAAUGUUUCAACUCCAAAUGUUUUUCUUCCUCUUCUUUCUCUUUCCUCCAACUCAAAUGUUUCUUCUUUUUCCACUUUCUUCUUCCUUUUCUCUUCUCCUCCAACUCCAAAUGUUUCUUCUUUGUUUCUUCUUUCUUUUCUUCUCUCCAAAUUCCUCCAACUCCAAAUUUCCCUCCUCUAAUUGUUUUUUUUUCCUCCAACUUCUUCUUCUUUCUUUCCUUGUUUAUUUUUUCUUUCUUCUACUCUUUAAAAAUAAAGAACUCCAAAUGUUUCUUCUUUCUUUUUGCCUCCAACUCCAAAUGUUUCUUCUCUUUCUUCUCUCUUUCCUCCAACUCAAAAUGUUUCUAAAUCCAACUCCAAAACAAACUCCAAAUAUUUCAAUUCCUCUUUCUUCUUUCUCUUUCCUCCUCAAAAAAAAUGAAAAACUUCCUCUUUCAUUCUUUAAGUCCAAAUGUUUCUUCUUUCUCUUGCCUCCAACUCCAACUCAAAUGACAGGUUUCUUCUCUCUCUUUCCUCCAAAAUGGAUUCUUUCUCUUGACCUAUUUUACAUAAGAAUCCAAAUGACCACUAAGUCAUUCAUUCUCUGA